This is a messenger RNA of Patella vulgata (common limpet), 4376 nucleotides long. RefSeq names its product TWiK family of potassium channels protein 7. Gene Ontology annotation, cellular component: membrane. The transcript is spliced from 3 exons. Gene Ontology annotation, molecular function: potassium ion leak channel activity. The record is from RefSeq and is a predicted model, not a curated record. Gene Ontology annotation, biological process: potassium ion transmembrane transport; stabilization of membrane potential. The coding region runs from base 345 to 1586 and encodes 413 amino acids. Lineage: Eukaryota; Metazoa; Mollusca; Gastropoda; Patellidae.
GACGUUUCGAGAAUAAAAACAGUAUAGAUAUAAAAUGUAAAGAAGCGGUGACAAUCAAUAUUACUUCCAAUGACGUAGGCGACUCCUUGGUGACACUCUAUGGCUCUAUGCUGGUUGAUGCGAGCUCUUUUCCCUGGGUGUACCUUUAUCACCGAGCCAGCCACCAUAUUGGAAGGAUAGUCAGUCGUAGAGUGCUGAAGAAAAAGGAGAAACUUUUGGGCCAAUUUUGACGAGCUAAAUUUGGAAACAUAAGAAGAAACGAGACAAAAAGACGUAACCUCGAGGACAUUCUAGAAUGUGCUGACUUCAUUUUGCACUGACCAAUUCGAACUGAUCAAGGAACAAUGGGUACAAAGAAACGCGAUGGGUGUUGCAAGAAAUUUGCAAAAUUUCUAUUUUCUCACAUUGGAUUAUGUGGUAUGGUGAUAUUGUAUUGUGUGGCUGGAGGAUUUAUAUUCGAACACUUAGAGAAAAACAACGAACAACAGAUUUGCUAUGAAUCAAGAAGCGAAUACAAUCCCAUGGAAAACAAAACCAUCGAGAGUAUUUUGAAGAUAUUUAACGAUUAUGGUUUCCCUACGGAGAAUAACCGAGCUUUAAUGGAAGUUCAAGUUAAGAGUGUGUUGGAAACUUUCAGGAACAACACAUUGGCUAUAGGAUAUGAUGGAAGAGACUGUGGUGCCUAUGGUCGAACUGGUGGGCCAAUUUAUUCCUGGUCUUGGGCUGGAUCAUUGAUGUUCUCUGUUACUGUUAUAUCAACUAUAGGAUAUGGACACAUCGCUCCUAAAACCGUUUGGGGAAGAUUGGUGUGCAUUGCUUACGCUGUUUUGGGUAUUCCGCUCAUGCUGUUGUGUCUGGCUAACAUAGGCGACGUCUUGGCUGACAUCUUUAGAUUCAUUUACGCCAAGAUUUGCUGCUGUGGAUGUUGUCGACGAAAAAAGAAGGACAAGGCUACUAAAGUUGUUGAAAUUAAACCCAUGCCACGGGAUGGAAACUGGAAGUCAGAUAAAUCAAACAUGGUAAAAAACAACACAGUCACCGAUCAGAACGAAUUCUCACGAAUACCAUGCAAAUCACCAACAGGAAGUACCGAUACAAAUGACAACAACAAGUUGAAGCUAUCUUCUCGUUCACCGAGUCCACUGGGCAAAUCCGUUAAAAUUGUUCCCUUGGACCUAAACCCCAUGAAUCGACCUGAUCCUAUGAUUCUCGAUGAUGACAGUGAUGAUGAUGACGACGAUUUGGAUGAUAAGAAAAUCACCGUCCCCCUAACUAUUACUAUGAUCGUUAUUGGAGGCUACAUUUUUGGUGGGGCCGUUUUGUUUGGAUUAUGGGAAGGUUGGGAUUGGUUACAAUCGGCUUACUUUUGCUUCAUCACACUGAGUACGAUUGGAUUUGGAGAUGUUGUUCCUGGAACCGAUUUCGAAAAUUCUCAAGCCCAAGCCCAGCUUCUUCUCGGAGCUGUGUACGUAUUGUUCGGUAUGGCCAUCUUGUCCAUGUGCUUCUCGCUCAUGCAGGAUGAAAUUAUCGCCAAGUGCAGAUGGGUUGGAGAAAAGUUGGGGAUUCUAGAUAAAAGUGAAGAAUAAAUGGGAAAAGCUGCACUACCUUUAGAAUAGUAGUCUACAACCUUAUGAAUUAUUUCUGAUAAUACGAUCAUUCUGAGUGAACAUUUAAACAAAAUAAAACGAGAAUUGGAUAUUUCUGCAUGCGGUUAAAUAGCCAUUGCUCUAGUUGGGUUGAUCUUUAUAGUGGACAAGGACUUGAUUCGUACACGUGCAAAUGACUUCUCAAUUCACUGUUCCAAAGAAAUUAUCCGAAUAUUAAUUGCAUACUGCUGAUAUACACAAGUUGUCGUUAAAGAUUUUCAUAUGGAAGAAGAAAAACAUUCCUUUUAUUUUACUUAUAUACGAAAAACAUAUUUUCUACAUAAUGUAUUUUUUUUUUUUUUUUUUUUUGAAGCAAAUUGUCGUACUAAUAAAAUGUGUUUAUUGUUGUCAAGUACACGAUCCCUUUGCAGAAAAUCUCUUAUUGGUGAUUUGUUUGUUAUCUGAAUUAAUAUUUUAUUAAUUAAAACCAUCGUUGCCUUAUAUGUCAGUAUGUGCUUGGUAGAUUUUCGACCGGGGGAUGUUUGUGCUUUUAACAUCCUGACUAUUCAAUCAGGUGCAUUCUGGGUGAAUAAUGAUGUAUAUCAUGUGCUCAAAAGCCCGAGGUUGAUAGCACAUGGCCUCGGAGAAGAUAUCUUUACCACCAAUGACAAAUUUUUCGUAAAGGGAUGUUGACAAAUGUAUCAGAAUACACGCCCUUAUUCCGUCCAAAAACCCUACUUAUAUAAAUAUAGUUGUUUUGGUGUUAUGUUUUAAUGUCUUUUCCCACAUUUGCCGUAUGUUUAAAUGUAAAUGAUUGAUCUGCCAAUUUUCUAAAAUUAUGUUACUAUCUAUAGAAUACAUUGUUUACAACUUGAAUUUGAUUUCAGUGGGAGAUAAUGAAAUUAAAUGAAUCAAUUGUUUGAAAUCACAGAGUUUAUAUAUUGUACUAAAUCAAUUUGUUAACUUAUUGGCUACACAAAUGUUCCCCCAAAUAACGCAUAUUUUAGUUUUAAUAUAUAUUUUUUCUACUAUGUAAAUAGUACAAUUUAGCACAAUGCUAUCCAUACAUCAGUUGUAAAUAUAUUGUAAUUGGCUAUGGAUAAUGUUUCGUGCCGCACCCACUAUCUUGAACCUAUAUUGAACUUUUAAGGUCCUUAUCAAACGUGAUCAUCCCAUGCAGUGGACAUGCAGCUAUGUCAAGCGGGAUAGUGAUGUGUGGUGAAAUUGGUACAAGACUACACUUGUGGUUAAAAUAUUUUCUUGUUUUAGCAUACUGGUAUCCACGCGUUAAUCAUAAAUCUAUUGUAAUUAGCUAUGGAUAAUGUUAAUUGUUACUCUGCGUCAUACGAUUUAAUGGUUAUUUAGUUAUGCUACAUGUAGUGUUAUUGAUAUUUGAUUAUAUGGUCACAUUUGUUAUCUUUAAUGGUGGUAAUACUCGAAUUACAUUUUAUUUAAUUUUGUUAUUUUAUAUGUUAUGUUAUAUAAAAGCGCAAUAGCUUUAUUGUUACUGUUACUACUUUAGAGAUAAGUAGCGACGACAGGUUGGGUGUGGUGAGGUGGGUUAUACCAUGCGGCGAAGCUAGCAAUAUAUAUCCAAUUUCGAAUAACUAACUUUCUCCCUUUCUGGUCGAUGCUGAAAUGCGAUCAGUUCUGUGGUUGAUUGUAUUCUUGUACUUUGCAUGGAAUUUUCUGGGAAUAUAUCGCCACCCCACCCUUUCAGAAACACCCCGGAGCUGCCAUUGGUUACUAAACGCCUUAAUACUCUGCUGUUAAACUGUAACAACAAUAAUAAUAGUUGUUCAGUUCACAUUCGGUUCCCUCCCAUGGAUUUAUAUCAAACCCGUCCAUAUUUAGAAUCCCAUACAAUUUGUUUAUAAAUUUACUGCUAAAUUAUUAUAUUCUUACUGUUUAAUAUUUAUCAUAUUGUUUUAUUUUUUUGUUUGGUUAUGUACUAUAUAUUUAUUAUAGCUAUAUAAUAUAUUUAUUACAUUUAUAUUAUGUGAAGAAAGGGUUGUUACACAAUCUAGAGAUUGACACAAUCCAAAAAGGUAAGGCACUGCAUUGCUAGUAAAAGUGUUUUGAGAGACGUCGAAUGGCUUUAUGGUCUGUCGAAUCUGUUUAACAGCCCAAUGAAAUUAUGUUGAGAGUUACCAUCUUGUAAAACUCUGCUGAGUGUAUGUGUACACGACGCGGUUAAAACAGUCUAGUGAAACAGUAUAGAGAGUCACCGGACAGUUUUAACAGUAGAAAUAGCCUCGUGAUAUGCUAGCUACGUAACAGUUUAAGCAGUAGAAUAUGACGUAUGCAAUAUGUAUAUUUCUAUGAAAUAUUCAAAUACUGAUUAAAGCCGCUAAUUUAAAAUACUAUUUCAUUUCUUUCACGGCUUAAUCCAUGCUAAAAUGUUCUCAGAUUGGUUAUUUCACAUUUAAUUUAGAAAACAAAACAAAAAAUAUCAAUGGUAGGUUAUCUCUCGGCGUGUAUUAAGCACAGGUAGGUGGUGCUUGCUAUUUUAUAUCAACCGCAGAGAAUAACGCAGCUUACUAAAUUUUCCAAGUACUAAACCAGAUCGAACUAUUGUAGCGAUACAACUUUCACAAUAUGGUCAUUUGCAAGUGAUUCAAAACCCCUCACAUAACGAUAAUCGGCUUUAAAAGAUAACAUGAAUACAAAGUUUAUAAAAUUCGUACACAUACGUUUACUAAAAACAAAGACAACCCUUUCUUCAUGUACGUAUUUUGUCUGUGAUAUGUGUGUACAAAGUGAUAUAUAAAUAAAGUCAUAUAAAACAAC